Messenger RNA from Westerdykella ornata, 3179 nucleotides. RefSeq names its product Cullin-domain-containing protein. The transcript is spliced from 3 exons. Gene Ontology annotation, molecular function: ubiquitin protein ligase binding. The record is from RefSeq and is a predicted model, not a curated record. NCBI's taxonomy places the organism in Eukaryota, Fungi, Ascomycota, Dothideomycetes, Pleosporales, Sporormiaceae. The coding region runs from base 492 to 2813 and encodes 773 amino acids. Gene Ontology annotation, biological process: protein ubiquitination; SCF-dependent proteasomal ubiquitin-dependent protein catabolic process. Gene Ontology annotation, cellular component: SCF ubiquitin ligase complex.
ACCAGCGCCUUAAUACUCUUUUACUGUUUAUACGCGGUAGAAACGGGGGUUGUCCAGCAGUCCAUGCUGAUUCAGCGGUGCAUGCCAAGCGCUCGCUGCCUCUGCUGGAGCGCGGCAGCCUGACUCUAGUCCGUGACCCUAAACCUCGCCUCUUUCUACAUCAACAUUCACUUUCACCCCCUCUACUCUCCUCUUCCUCCCCUUUUUCCAGUGAAGUUUCUUAAACCCUUUCACCGCAAUUACGAUUCGAAAUCACGAUUCGAAAUCCCGCCCCAGUCCUGCGAAAGCCCUGUGUCUUCCGCCGUCACUCCGCACUCCUAUCCCGAGCGCCUUCCCAUAACCUCCUCGCCCACAACCUUGUGCACCCGCAACUCACCGCAGAAGCUUCCCCACGCGCCCGACGCUGACGGUAUAAGCACGGAAUCCUCUCACAGCAGGCUCGAUACUCUCAGAACGCAAGGACUCAUCCCGAAGGCGGCCAGGAGUCUACGAUGAAGUCCGCGCAGACGCUGGCGUCCAUGCCGCCACCACCAAAGGACGAUGUUGAGAGAACAUGGGCCUACCUUCAAACAGGUCUCGAGAAGAUCAUGACCGACCUCCGAGGCGGUAUGGAUCUGAAGGUCUACAUGGCCCUGUACACAGCCAUACACAACUUCUGUACUGCUCAGAAGGCAGUCUUUAGCAACAUGGUUUCCGGGCAGAGUGGGAGCCGAGGCGGGGCUCAUCUUCUUGGAGAGGAGCUGUACAAGCACCUGAUCGCAUAUCUCACGAAACACCUCAAAGAAGUGCAACGGCGGUCCAGGGAACACACGGACGAAGCUCUCUUGACCUUCUACAUCAAAGAAUGGAAUCGGUACACAACGGCCGCGCAAUACAAUAACCAUCUGUUCCGGUAUCUUAAUCGGCACUGGGUGAAGCGUGAGAUAGAUGAGGGUAAGAAGCACAUCUACGACAUAUACACGCUUCACCUGGUCCGGUGGAAGGAGGACAUGUUUCUUGGAACCCAGGAAGCCGUGAUGCGAGCCGUCCUCAAACUCGUGGAGAAGCAGCGUAACGGCGAGACGAUCGAACAGUCCCACAUCAAGUCCGUUGUAGACUCCUUCGUUUCGCUCGGGCUCGAUGAGUCCGACAGCACAAAGCCGACCCUCGACGUCUAUAAGGAGUAUUUCGAGCGGCCCUUCUUGGAGGCGACCGAAAAGUACUACGAGAACGAGUCGAAACAGUUCAUAGCGGAGAACAGUGUGGUGGAGUACAUGCGGAAAGCGGAAACCCGGUUAGAGGAGGAGAAGGAUCGCGUAUCUCUCUACCUGCUCUCGGAAAUCAUGUCUCCCCUGAUGCGGGCAUGCGAGAAGGCACUCAUCACGAACCACGUCGAAAUGCUUAGGGACGAGUUUCAGACUCUGCUGGAUGAGGACAAGCAGCAAGAUCUGGCACGUAUGUAUAAGCUUCUUGCGCGCAUUCCCGAAGGACUGGAUCCUCUGAGGCAAAGAUUCGAAGCGCACGUACGGAAGGCAGGCCUCAAUGCGGUCGACAAAGUCGCUCAAAACGGUGAAAACAUUGAUCCAAAGGUCUACGUUGAGGCCCUUCUGGAGGUCCAUACACAGUAUCAAAAGUUGGUCAACUUCGCCUUUAACGGAGAGUCGGAGUUUGUUCGCUCCCUUGACAAUGCCUGCCGAGAGUUUGUCAAUCGCAACAGUGUCUGCAAGUCUGGCUCCAGCAAAUCUCCCGAACUGCUUGCGAAGUACGCCGACACCCUGUUGAAGAAGUCGCCCGCCAAGAUGGUCGAGGAGGAUGAUAUGGAGAAGCUUCUGACGGAACUCAUGACCGUCUUCAAGUACAUUGAGGACAAGGACGUGUUCCAGAAGUUCUAUUCCCGCAUGUUGGCGAAGCGCUUAGUAGGGACCACAUCUGCGUCGGACGAUGCUGAGACCAGUAUGAUUGCCAAGCUGAAGGAAACAUGUGGCUUUGAAUACACCAACAAGCUGCAACGCAUGUUCCAAGACAUGCAGAUUUCGAAGGAUCUCAAUGCGAACUAUAAGGAGUGGCGGGACACGGUGCUCGGAGAGGACAGCAAGAGUGGCAUAGAUGCCACCUUCCAUAUCCUUGGCACAGGUUUUUGGCCAUUGACGCCGCCUCAAACGGCCUUCACACCCCCUCAGGUCAUCUCGGACACAUACGAACGAUUCACGCGCUUCUACAACAACAAACACCAAGGUCGCAAGUUGACCUGGUUAUGGCACUUGUGCAAGGGCGAAGUCAAGAUGACCUGCUGCAGAGUCGUCAACGCCAAGAUUUCUCCGAUUCUCCAAGUUUCAACCUAUCAGAUGGCCAUAUUGCUGUUGUUCAAUGAGAGCGAUACGCUGAGCUAUGACGACCUUGUGCAAGGCACAGGUUUGAUCGCGGAUAUUUUGAAUCCCAGCAUCUCGGUGCUCCUGAAGUCAAAGGUUCUCCUUGCGGAGCCAGAAGGUGCGAAGGCGGAACCCGGCGCGACCUUCAAAGUCAACACCGGCUUCAAGACGAAGAAAAUGAAAACCAAUCUUAACAUUGGAAUCAAGAGCGAGCAAAAGCAAGAGGUGGAGGACACCCACAAGACGAUCGAGGAGGACCGUAAGCUGCUCGUACAGUCGGCCAUUGUCCGCAUCAUGAAGUCUCGCAAGAAGAUGAAGCACCAACAGCUCGUGUCGGAAACCAUUCAGCAGAUCAAGAACCGCUUCCAGCCCCGGGUUCCGGACAUCAAGAAGUGCAUUGAUAUUCUGCUCGAGAAGGAGUAUCUCGAGCGAUUGGAAGGCGACGAACUAGGUUACCUUGCAUGAGCGGGGCGGAAGAGUAGACUCUCAUCACGUUUGCGCAUAAGAUGGCAUUGCCGGCUUACCUUUCUGGUCAUGGAUAUAAUCAUCUAUGCUUCUUCGGGGACCUUGGAGUACCUUUCCAUUGUGACCUUCUCGACACAUGGGUUUUUGUCGGUCGUUUGACGGCGUUGGGGAUCAGGUAACAGGGUUUCGCUACACGAACAGGGUCAUGAGUCCGGUUAUCUUGCCUCGGUAAACGUAGAUAUAGGUGUGGUACUCGCGUCUACAUCAGGUGGAUGUGGUUUGCGGGGUGGGCGGGGCGUGGGAGAAGGCGGCCGUCAACGACGACAGGCCCGGUCAAGCAGGUCUUAUCGAAAACUGUGGAAGCCC